This is a messenger RNA of Medicago truncatula (barrel medic), 756 nucleotides long. Its product is annotated as expansin-A23. The transcript is spliced from 2 exons. The record is from RefSeq and is a predicted model, not a curated record. Gene Ontology annotation, biological process: plant-type cell wall organization. The coding region runs from base 1 to 756 and encodes 251 amino acids. NCBI's taxonomy places the organism in Eukaryota, Viridiplantae, Streptophyta, Magnoliopsida, Fabales, Fabaceae. Gene Ontology annotation, cellular component: extracellular region.
AUGGCUAUGUCUAACACUUUGGUUCCUUUGACCUUUUUCAUGAUGCUCCUUGUACAGACCAUGGCUGACAUUGACCCAAACUGGUACGAUGCUCAUGCAACCUUCUACGGUGAUGCAGCGGGUGGUGAAACCAUGCAGGGAGCUUGUGGUUAUGGUGAUCUCUUCAAACAAGGGUAUGGGCUUGCAACUACGGCGUUAAGCACUGCUCUAUUCAAUAAUGGAUUUACUUGUGGUGCAUGUUUUCAGAUAACUUGUGUCGACGAUCCUCAAUGGUGCAUAAAGGGUGCAAGCCCUAUCACGAUAACCGCAACAAAUUUUUGUCCUCCAGAUUACAGCAAGACCACUGACGUUUGGUGCAACCCUCCGCAAAAACACUUUGAUUUGAGUUAUAAAAUGUUCACCUCUAUUGCCUAUUACAAAGCAGGUAUCGUCCCGGUUAAAUAUCGACGUGUUCCAUGCAUCAAAAGUGGGGGUGUUAGGUUUGAAAUCAAAGGAAACCCUAACUUUUUGCUUGUUUUGGUGUUCAAUGUUGCCAAUGCGGGAGAUGUUUCUAGUGUUAGUAUCAAAGGGUCUAAUACCGGAUGGAUUCCCAUGUCACACAAUUGGGGGCAAAAUUGGAAUACUGGAAUGAAUUUGGUAGGACAAGCCUUAUCAUUCCAAGUUACUACAAGUGGCGGAAAAACUUUAGAGUUAGAUUCAGUUGCUCCUUCGAAUUGGCAAUUUGGGCAGACCUAUGAGGGUAAUGGAAAUUUUUAG